Messenger RNA from Filobasidium floriforme, 2808 nucleotides. Its product is annotated as Mak10 subunit, NatC N-terminal acetyltransferase-domain-containing protein. Gene Ontology annotation, biological process: N-terminal peptidyl-methionine acetylation. The record is from RefSeq and is a predicted model, not a curated record. The coding region runs from base 186 to 2426 and encodes 746 amino acids. The transcript is spliced from 11 exons. Lineage: Eukaryota; Fungi; Basidiomycota; Tremellomycetes; Filobasidiales; Filobasidiaceae. Gene Ontology annotation, cellular component: NatC complex.
UAUGCUCACAGUGUAUCAAUAGACCUCUUCCAUCUCAAUAGAAAGAGCCGCAGCCACAGAGCCUGACUAGCUUGUAUCCCGGUGUCUUGGCUCAUCUCCCAAGCGACGCCAGCUGUCUUUGCACAAAAGCAGCUCUUGCUAUCAGCCGGAGAAUAGCGUCGGUCUCGACUCGCACAAGGAACGGCAUGACCGGAGCGGACCUCCUCCCUCCGAUGCGGGAUGUGACCUCUCAGUUUCUCUCUGCUUGUCAAGGGCUGCAGUUCGGGGAGAUGGUCAAGAUCCCGGAUUUGGGGAUGAUGGAGGCUAUGAACGCUCUGGUCAUGCUGGACCCUCGUAUGGAUAGCGGGUGUUCGAGCAGUAACGAUGAGGAUAACGAGAAGGCAGAAGACGAGCUCUGCGGGUUGGACCUUAGUCCCGCGGUCGUGUGCGAGAUUAUGGAUAGGUUGAUGCGGCUCGAGAUGACCUACCAUACCGGAGCCCCCCUCGUCCAAACCCUCUUUACAUCCCGGUACCUCCUCCAGCUCAAUCCGCUCACCUCCCCCUUAUUACAAGCCCAAUCCGGAACGGACAACAACCUGUUAUAUCACGUCAUCAUCCCCUACAUGCACGCACUCAGGUUGUGCAUGUAUCUCGUCUGGAACGAACUCACCAGGGGGCAUGUUUACGACGGGGAGGAUUUCAUGAGCGAUACGGCUGGGUUGUGGGAGGGCGGGAAAGAGUGGUCGGUGCCCCGGUUACACGAGAGGGGGAGAGGAGGGAAUGGGAUGAGAGCUGGAAGUGCAGGUGCAGGUAUGAGAGAGGAGGAAGGGAUGGACAUCUUGGGGUAUGAUGAGUGUGAUUUGAUGUUGGAGGAUGUCGUGGAGCGGAUAGACGCUGGAGUCGAGUGGUUGGAUUCGGCAGGAUACCCGGAGGAAGAGGUCGCACAGCUCAGGGCUCGGAUAGGGUUCCGAAAGAACUUAUUAUCACAUCUGAUCGUCGUUCUCGCGGCCUCUUACGAAACAAUGCCCAUCCCGUACCCAACGAAGCCCAUCUCAGAAUCAUACCAUACCCUCGAACCUUUCCUCACCCGCCCGACUGCCAUGAACGAAGAGGAACAGGCUAUGGUCGACCGAACAUUUGAUGGAGCAGUCUAUGCGAGGUUUAGGCAGAUCAUGCCGCUGCCCAAGAUUGAGAUUUUGGAGGGCAAACGGUUUACGGACAGGUUGGGGGAUCUGGUGAGGGAUAUGGAAUUGUGCGAGAGAUUGGCUCGGGAUGGGGACCUUGAUGAGUGGGAGCGAGAGUUGAUUGCGCUGUCUGUGGGAGAACGGCCGACUUUGCCUUUCGUGCGGUCGUGCUUGGUGUCAAACCUCACCCCUACACCGAUAACCCUCGUCACAGGGUUGGCACUACCAAGAAGCGCCAUCCGCGACCACUUCUUCAAGCAAGCCGGUAUCGGUCUUGAUGAGCUGGAACAGAUUGGGGAGGUGAUCGCGAUGGACGAUCCGGCUGCCGGGCGGGAUUUCGAGCGGUGGCAGAAAUUGCUCAGCGGGCACUGGCUAGGGUACCUUUUGAACCUGCUGCAUAACCGUUCGCGAACGCGGCGGAGUUUAUUGUCAUCGAUGGAGAACUGGGACGACCUUCGUGGAAAAUUACCACGUAGCCCGGCCUUCCGUCAGACCGACUUGGACACCUUGGAGAAAGCGCUCGAGAGACAAAGGUUGUUCAUGGGUCUACUAGGCAUGUUGGGCGGGCUUGAUAACGAGCUCUGGCCACCGGGACCUGUUGGGCGGGGCGAGGAUGGGAAGCUUGGAGCUGGGGGACAGCCGGAACAGCUGGCGAUGAUCUUUUGGUGGAUCAAGAACAUCGCUGAGCGUUAUCUCGAAAUCGUCGAACCCGGCGAGUCUAUCAAGGCGGAUGAUUGGAAGACGUUGUGGAUGUCGUCCUGGUCACGCAUCUCCAACGGGAUGUUUCUGGCACUCUCCUCAAUCGAACAGCGCGAGCUCAAAUCAAUACAUGCGGCUCCGCCAGCAGGGAAAUCGAGAAUGCUUCGCCCCCGUACUAAAGACAUUUUCGAUAUCAGAUUUAAGCACUUUACGGGAGCCGGUCCAAGCCUGCUCGGUCGGGAACGUCUCACGGCUUGUUGGUCGCAAUGGCGGACAGAGUGGACGAGCCUUAAGACAAAUCCAUAUGAGAAAGAAAUCCCCGGGGCGGCGUUUGUCCAUCAAGCAAUCGCAGUGCUAGAGUCGCUUGUCGAGACGCUGCACGGUGGGCUCUUUAAGACUUUGUGCAUUACAGUUGGUGAACGAUUGGAAUCUCUGCUGGUCUUUCUUUCGAAUCCAGAAAGGGUCCACAUGGCAAUGCCGAGUCUGACGCAACUAGAGGGGGACUGCCUGCCAUGUUUUCUGCUGUGGAUCCCGGUAACAUCAACAAAACCUGGAUCCGGAUAGAUAAGCAGGUCAGGGCGUAUUGUGGCUCUUCAUGGAUGCCGCUUUACGGCCGAUGACAACCUCCCCAAAAGACCAUUUUGCAAAACCGCGCCAAAGCAGAGACAAGCAAAUGAAAGCGAUAGUCAAUAGCGAGAACAAGGCGAACCGCUCGUGUACAGGACAAGGAGAAAGCUGGACCAGGCGAUGAUUAGUAAGGGCUGAUGAGAUGACAUCCGCAAAGCACGACAGCGGACACCUUCUAUGGUUGAGAUGCUCGACGUGAAUAUUACCGUUUCUGCUGUCGAGCCUGAUUUCUCUGAUCCGUUCUUCAUGCCUUGCAAUUUGUUGUACUGCAUCACUCGCAUAUAUGGAACAUCCGGACAAUCACGUUGGAAGCUUUCCC